AUGACGAUUACUGUGGGAGUUCUGGCCCUCCAAGGCGCUUUCUACGAACAUUUGAAACUCCUACGUAAGGCUGCAGCAAGCCUGUCGCCGAACGAACUCCAAAAAUGGAAUUUUAUUGAAGUUCGCACCCCGACGGAACUCGAAAGAUGCGACGGCUUGAUCAUUCCCGGCGGGGAGAGCACUACCAUCUCCCUGGUUGCUGCUCGGUCGCAAUUACUCGAGCCGCUGAGAGACUUUGUUAAAUUCCACCGUCGGCCAACGUGGGGAACAUGCGCCGGAUUGAUCUUACUCGCCGAGUCGGCCAAUCGGACAAAGGAGGGUGGCCAGGAACUCAUUGGAGGUCUGGAUGUGCGCGACAUCUGA
Messenger RNA from Histoplasma mississippiense, 363 nucleotides. RefSeq lists its product with no specific name. Gene Ontology annotation, cellular component: glutaminase complex; cytosol. NCBI's taxonomy places the organism in Eukaryota, Fungi, Ascomycota, Eurotiomycetes, Onygenales, Ajellomycetaceae. Gene Ontology annotation, molecular function: glutaminase activity. The record is from RefSeq and is a predicted model, not a curated record. Gene Ontology annotation, biological process: pyridoxal 5'-phosphate biosynthetic process; pyridoxine metabolic process. The transcript is spliced from 3 exons. Bases 1 to 363 code for a protein of 120 amino acids.